GAUUUUGCUCCAAAGCUGACUGUAGUGCAAGCACUUCAUCGUGCCUGUCUCUGAAAUAGACAAGUUAGUACAGGAAAUCCACGGAGGGGACUGGCGUAGCAGACAGCUUCUGGGAAAGGACCUCCCUCAGCCCACUGCAUGGAAUCCACUUACACGGUAAAACAAUGACACCUCGUGUCAUAGAUAUGUAAAUGCUGCUUUGACCAAUUGGAAAAGUAUGAGGGAAUCGCUCAUUUAUCAUUUCCACUUCUGUAUGUGUAGAGCCUCUGUUGAUCUGGGAAUAAACAGAUGAUCGAGGAGGGCGGGGGGAUGAGAACCAGUUUUUACUUUCGGCAUUUUUUACGUGAAGGCGUGACAUUUAUGCCUGAAGCUGCAAUUGACAGACAUAUUUAAAGAUGUGCUGCAUCCUUGGGAAUAAUCACUGCUCCACUCGUCAAGUUAAAGUGAAGAUUUCCUCAUACAUUGACCUGCUGGUAAUUUAAAGCAACAAUAAUUGAAAAGGGAGAAUGAAGCCCAUAUUUGCACCAAAUAGGAACAACAAAAAUAGUGCCAUCUAGUGGAUGGACCAUUUUUCAGAGAAUAUGACUUUUCUUUUUUCCACUCAUGCUCAGUGGUUGGGUGAAACCAUUUAUUGUCGAACGACUGUGCUUUCUCUUUUUUAAAUCAUUAUGACUACAGAAACUACCCAAAUGACCCUGAUCAAAAGUUCACAUACACUGGUGAUUUUGGCCUGAUAACAUGCACAGAAGUUGACACAAAUGGGUUUGAAUGGUUUGAAAAGGUAACCAUUCUCACCUGUGAUCUGUUUGCUUGUAAUGUGUGUGUAUAACAGCUGAGUGAGUUUCUGGGAUCCAGACAGACUCUUGCAUCUUUCAUCCAGCCACUGACAUUUCUGGAUUCUGAGUCAUGGGGAAAGCAGAAGAAUUGUCAAUGGAUCUACGGGAAAAGGUAGUUGAACUGUAUAAAACAGGAAAGGGAUACAAAAAGAUAUCCAAGGAAUUGCUAAUGCCAACUGACUGUGAUUAACAAAUGGAAAAUCAGGGGCUCUGUUAAAACCAAACCACCGUCAGGUAGACCAACAAAAAUUUCGUCCACAACUGCCAGGAAAACUGGUCGGGAUGCAAAGAAAAACCCACAAAUAACAUCUGCUGAAAUACAGGACUCUCUGAAAACUAACGGUGUGGCUGUUUCAAGAUGCACAAUAAGGAGGCACUUGAACAAAAAUGGGCUGCAUGGUCGAGCCGCCAGAAGAAAGCCAUUACUGUGCAAAUGACACAAAGUAUGUCGCCUACAAUACACUAAACAGCACAGAGACAAGCCUUAAACUUCUGGAACAAGGUCAUUUGGAGUGAUGAGACCAAAAUUGAACUUUUUGGCCACAACCAUAAACUUUUCAUUUGGAGAGGUGUCAACAAGGCCUAUGAUGAAAGGAACACAAUUCCUACUGUAAAGCACGGAGGUGAAUCACUGAUGUUUUGGGGAUGUGUGAGCUACAAAGGCACAGGAAACUUGGUACUACUGGAGAAUACUGGAAAAAACUGGAGGAAAAUUUGCACUCAUCAGCCCGGAAGCUGCACAGGGGACGUACUUGGACGUUCCAACAUGACAAUGAUCCAAAACACAAGGCCAAAUCGACCUGUCAUUGGCUACAGCAGAACAGAGUGAAGGUUCUAGAGUGGCCAUUUCAGUGUCCUGAUCGCAAUAUCAUUGAGCCACUCUGGGGAGAUCUGAAGUGCGCAGUUCAUGCAGGACAGCCCAGGAAUUUAUAGGAACUGGAGGCUUUUUGCCAAGAGAGAUGAGCAGCUUCACCAUCUGAGAAAAUAAAGAGCCUCAUCCACAACUACCACAAAAGACUUCAAGUUGUCAUUGAUGUUAGACGGGGCAAUACACGGUAUUAAGAACUGGGGUAUGUAAACUUUUGAUCAGGGUCAUUUGGGUGUAUUUUGUUGUCAUUAUGAUUUAAAAAUAGAAAACACAGUUGUUUAUCAAUCAUCAUAGGCCUUGUUGACACCUCUCCCAACCACUGUCCAUGAGUUGAAAAAGAGUUUUUGUGUUAUCAUUCAUAUUGUCUGAAAAAAGGCCAAGAAAGCAAAAAUUGUGACGGGGUAUGUAAACUUUUGAGCACAACUGUAAUUAGAAUUUAUGUCUUGUAGUGUCCAGAGAGAAAUGGCACACUCUGGUGGUGAUGGUGGUGGUGGUGGGGACAAAAGUUAAAUGUCAGCAGAGCUCUGGGUUCCCUUUAGCAAAUGGGGUUGAAUCCUCAAAAUGCACCAUUCAUUCAUUCAGUAAUGAAUAAUUGGAUCGUUAAAUGUUAUCAAUGUUAUUCAUUCAUUGAAAACAAAAGUAAAAUCUACAGUCUGUGUGAAUAUUUAACCUAAAAAAAUACAAAGACCAUCAUUUUACAGGUUUACACUCAUCCAUUUCACUCACAGUUCACACAUUCACUGAUCAAAAACAGGAAAUGGUUGAGGCUCUUGAAACUGGCUCUUGUGUGUCUGUGAUGGCACUUUAAGGAGGUGUUUUGGAGCCAAAGCAGCUAGUUCUUUCUGAGCCUGAUGAUCUAAAGAUUCAAAGAGCAAAAGAGCCUGAAUUCCUUUCCCUGUAAGGCUGUUCACCUGAGAAAGAAUGAGAAUGAAACCCUGCUCUUACAUGGCAAGAUGGAUCACACACAACUUAAGCACGAUCAUACAACCUUUGUAGAUUUGAAGUAAUUUAAGAUUACUUAUUUGUUUAUUUUGAUGUGCUGAGUUUGGAUCAAAUCUUUAACUAUUUAAACUUUUGGAACUCCACUGUGUUUAUCAGUGUUACGUCAACCACCAACCAAUCAGAAUCAAGAAGAGAUUGGACUUCUGAUUACAUCUCUCUCAGCAAUAAUGGUGGGAGAGAAAGUGAUAAUAGUUGUUUUAUCAAGGUAGGCUAGAGCUUUCAGAUACUGAGCUGCUACCAAUACUAUUGCACUAUUUUUAUCAAUUGUUGUUAGUUUUUCUUUGUAAAAAAAAAAAAAAACAUUAAGUGAAAGAAAAUAUGAAGCAUACAGCACAAUAAACAGGCUUAACAGUCACAAGCCCUGAGGGACUUAGCAACAGUAAACGGCAGAGAAAAGCGCUCUGAGAAUGAAUUCAUGGGCCCUGACAGCGCAACAUAACGCCUUUGUGGACAAACCCCCAGAACCACAGAAAAGCAAUGUGAAAGUAGGUGACAUGAUCUCUCAGGCAACACGAUCUCUUUGAAGCUUGUGUUUUGAAUUUAUUGUACAUCAGUGUCAUUUGAUACUCCAUAACACAUAAGAGUAUAAUAGUGUUGUUUUGGUGUUUUGACAAACAAGUGGUUCUUUUAAUAGUUUUGAUUAGGAGUUUUGAGAAAGCUAAGCCAUGGUUUCUGUGGAAGUUUUAGAAAAAUUAAGAGAUGUUUUUAAAAACUCCUGAUUUUUUUUAAGAACAAUGAAACAGACAGAAAUCUGUAUUCAUUUAUUUUCAUGAUCUUCAAAAGCAAACAAGACCAGCGAGGAAAAGAAUUUUGAUCUUUUUUUGUGUGUGAUUGUUGAUGUCUGAAACUGGUGCCAUGGGGUGGGUGUCAGUGGAGCUGCUGAAGAAACAGCCCUAUUUUAACAAUUCAACAUAAGUCUUUACCAAAAAUUACACAUUUGGCCAUCAAAAGUCAGCAGGAUGGGAUGUUUUCUAUAAAGACACAUUUCAAGCAUGCUGAGGACAAGAUUGAGCAAAGACUAAAACGCCCACAGAGGGCGCCAAAACUGACACAAACCAAGUUUUUCACAGAAGCUUUUACCUGAAACCAUGGCAAAAAAUGUUGCUUCACAAAACUAAUAAUAGUAAAAAUAUAAAUAAUUAAAUUAACUUUCCUUUACACUUAAAGUUUCUGUGUUUUUUUACUGUUGUUGUUGUUGUGUUUGUCAAUUUUAGUGACCCCAAAGACAAAGCAGUCUUUGCUUAGCUUGUCAUCUACAUUUGUCAGGAGUUUGAUAAAAUUGUCAUCCUGCUUAUUUUUUAACAAUUCUGAAGGAGGAUAAGGGCCAAUGAAAAAGUUUUUUUUAAUUAAUGUCAUUGUCAUUAUUUUCUAUUGACCCUUAUCCUUUUCCAUCAGUAGGCAAUUUCUUUAGCUGUUGAGCUAACAUCUACCCCCCCUCACGCUUUCCCUAAGGCUUUCAAAUUUAAAAAAAAAAAAAAAAAAUCAUCAACCUUGUCUCUAAUUUUUUUUUUCUUCUUUCGUUUAUCAUACAAAGCUUCAGAGUGAAUUUAAGUCAAUUUCAUGAACCUUAAUAAAAUUCUCACAGGAGCUUUGACAUAGUUAUCAGUGUAGUGUCACGAGUGUACAGAGAGAGAAUCAACACAGCACAAUUGAAGGCCUAUGUUUUAAAACAGGAGGCAGCAGUUUAAUGUCUGCAGCAUCUGUUUAGAGUUUCAAACUCUAUUUCCUUUGUAACUCUUACAUAACUUUUACAGAAGGAUUUCAGGUACUACAAGUACAAGCACAAGCAGUACAUUUUAAUUUCACACUUGCAGGACAGUUGGCCUCUACAUUUAGAGGUGAGCUAUGAGCUCACUCUGCAGAGCACUUGAGCUUCAAGGAAAUGAGGGAGAUAUGAUCACUAAUUCUGUGUUUUGUCUUGACCACAAAUGUAGCUGAGUCGAUGGUAAAAGAUACUGUGGCUGACUGUCUCUGCUGUUGGUAUACAGUUCAUUUUAGUCAAGAUAGAAAAGUUUGUCAACUGCUGACCCAGUGAGUGUGCUGCAGGAGCAGGUCUUAGGUCUGUUGUCAUUAAAACCCACCAUAAAAGCUCCAUUGCUAACAUUAACAUGACUGGUUAAUAAUACAAAUUUAAACUAAGAUAUCAGGGGACAAAGAGAUAUCUGUGAAUUUGAGGAUUUUCCGAACCUGCUGACCAAAAAACCCAAGUUCUUUAGACAGAGGUGUUUUUUUUUUGUUUUUGUUUUUUUGUUUUUUUUUUUAAACAUUUUUUAAAUGUUUUAAGGCUUGUUAAUAUAGGAAACCAACUUUUUAAAAAGUGAAUGAAUACCAGAGGACUGAGAUACAGGUUCAAUAAGUGAAAACAAACAAGAGGAUUAAGCUGUACUGGAAGGAUGAGCGAGAUCAUUUCUGUGCAAAAUGAUUUGAAAUAGUUGAGAAGAUUCUUUGAAUACGCUUACUUAAAAAGACACAACCUACACGUGUCUUAGUCAUGAAGGAGAAGUCAUUUCAGGGUAUAUAAAAAGAACAACCAGUUGAUUAAUCGUUCAUCAGUGCCUGAACCACAAACACCCUCAUGCUGUGAAACUAAUUCAUCUAUAGCGACCACAUGACACCCAUACCUCCCAUUUCAGCUCCUCUGUUCCUCUGCUAUGAGUCAAACUGAUACAACAGUACAAAACCAGAUCAGUAUAACUUCAUGACUCACCACUUUAACAGCUUAUAUUCUGCUUUUUUAAAAUGAAGGAAAACACCACGAUACAGUCAAAUUAUUCAAGAAAUGCGUUUAAACAAUGACACAUGACCUUCAAUCAAAGUUAGACUGAGUGUAGUCAGAUGAUGUUUUCACGCUGGAUGUCUCCUAUGUUACCCCUCACUCAGAGAUAAGAUUCUGGUUUUCAUAGAUGCACUAAAGCAGAUCUGCUCUUUAUUUUCAGUUUGACCUGAUUGCGUCACAGUGGAAAUCUGUUUCAGAGCAUAAGACCAACCCUGAGUGGGCAGGUCUCUUCUCUAACCUAAUAUCUCUUCAGGCAUGAUUGUGUGAGCUCAGAGACACACACUCACAGACCCACUCUCAUAUUCACAGGUAUGGAAUAAACUGAGAAGACUUGACGGAAGAGUUACCAGAAACAAGUGAGUGAGUCUGUUUUUUACCCAAAUGUUCACUGAUACCUGCAGUUUGAGCAGCAUGGAGGUCUAUAUCUGUGUGAAAUACUUGCACUGACGACAGCGUGUGAGUGAAAAAGUCAUGCCUCGGCUUCUUCUCUCUCAUGCACAAUAGUCUCACUGUUGUGAUGAACAGACUAACUGGGGAAAAAUGCAUGAUACUGUUGUAUUAAUGUGCUUCUAUAGUCCAAUAUCUGCAAGAGUCCGAAGUUGUUUUCCUGAAGUUUUGUCUACUUCACUCAGAUCUGUAAUGGACUCUAGACUUUUUUUCUCUAAUCACAUGUUUACUGUCUAGUUUUUCUAUAUCUUUGUGGUGAAAUUAGCUCUGUACUGGAACACUUCUCUUCUCCUUUCUGUGUCAUUUUGACAGAGUAUGACUGCAACAAUUGUACCCCACAUGGUUGCGUAAUUAGCUUUUGUGUCACAGGGCUGUUUCUUAAGUGUUUCCACAGCCUGCGGAUGCUGAUUUUCCUCAAACUGGAUUACUUCUGAGGCACAGGACCCAAAUAGAAAUGUGUCACCUCUCACUGUGGGUCAUUAGGUUAAUAAAUUUAGAGAGAGAGAGAGAGAGAGAGAGAGAGAGAGAGAGAGAGAGAUACACCUCUUUUCCUGUGAAACCUUUGAUUCUUUUACACAUCGGACCCUUUUUUGAACUCACAUUAUUAAGUAGCUAUCAAAAAUAAAACAAGAAAAGGUCAAUAAAAGAGGUCGGACAAUCAAACGGACAGUAUGAGGCUCUUCAAGAAUAGGACAGUGAAGGAAGAGUCAGGCACAGCUCACUGAUAAAAAUAUGUUUGGAGAGAUUUUAUCAUAGAGUCUUCUGACUUGAUUACUUCAAACAGCUUGUUUCAGAGUUUCAGGGCCUCCUUUUCAGCUGAGCCUCAAGACUAACCCAUAACCCUGACCUGAGGAUCUGGUUAAACAAGAGGUCAGAUAUGUAGCAUAGAAAAAAGGUCAUAAACAGUUUCAAAGGUCAGUGUCAUAGCCCAGGUAAAAGAGCUGACCAAAAGAGCUUACUGGGUUGUCUCAGUGCAGUCACCAUUAAACCCUAAACCAUCCAUUCUCCAUUUACAGGUGAUCUAAGAGCUGCUCACUAUGGAGCCAAAGGCAUCAGUGACGUCCCCCCAGGACAGGCCGAGACCUCGGUGGAGUGUGGGCUCAGGCUCGGAUCUGCGAUAUGGCUCUUUCAUGAACAGCCUUUCAUCACUCACAUCACAGCCUCCAGAGAAACAGACUAUAUCUCCAAAACGGGCCAAGAUAGCUGUGACUGUGCUCUGCUACAUCAACUUGCUCAACUACAUGGAGAGAUACACAAUCGCAGGUCAGAUAAGAACCCCUGUGCAUGUGAUCCCUAUCAAGCAAAAUCAUGAGCUCCUAUUUAUUUUUGUUUAAAUGACAUAUGUGUUUUUCUUCGUCAUGUAGGUGUCCUGCUCAACCUGCAGAAAUUCUUUGAUAUAAGUGAUAGUACAGCUGCACUGCUGCAAACAGGUAGGACUGACAGACACUCAACACCAACUCUUUGCUCCUGUAGGGAGUUUUUUGAAGUCUAUGAAAUACUCUGAAACUUCAAAUUCUACUGCAAGACUUGACAAUAUUUUUUAGUAGCAAGCAAGCCUAACGUACUGUUCCUGUGUGCUACUAAAAAAUGUAGUUUAACUACUGAUUUAUUCUACUAAUAUACUCAUGUAUAUUAGUCUUUGGGGAUAGUGUUAGGAGCAUGUGAGUGUUUUAUGGUUUAACAUUCACAUAUCCUGUAUGUAACAUGUCUCCAUUUUAGUCCAUGUUAAACUUCAACCAACUUUAUGUACCCAAGCUGCACUUGAGCUGCAGAGUGCUGCCUGUUUUUAAAGGCAUUAAAUAGACACUUUCACACUCAUAGUACACAUGUGUGUUUGGCACUUCUCGGUUCUAAAUUAAUCAGAGGUAUGUGUGUAGAUACCCGCUGUUUUUGCACACUUAGAAAAAAACAGAAAUUUUGUGGUAGCACUUGGCAGAAAUUUUGUGGUAGCACUUGUCAGUGCAGAAAUACCCACUGCAAAAAGAAGGGUAUUUCAAGACUCAAGACAACUUUAUCAAUCCCACCAGGGGCAAUUGAGUUGAGCAGCUUGCAUACUGUCAUAUUACAGAAACACAAGUGCAGAGAAAGAUACAUCGGGUAUAAGACAGACUGGAUGAAAUACAAAAUGCAGAGGAGUACAGCGGAAUCAAAGAUCAAUAAAAUGAGUGAAAACAUGGAUUACUAAGAAUACUGGCCAAUAAACUGUACGUGUAAAAAGUAUAAAAUCAUUUUAAAGAAUUUAAAAGAUGAGUAGCAGAGUGAAUAAAAGACUUCAGAAAAUGAUUAGUCUUACAGACAGGUGAGACAUAGUGAUGACAACCUUAGGGCGACAGAAAAAUUCACUAGCCAGUAUUUGUGAAUCAAAAUAUCCAUGUAACCCACAUUCAGCUGAAAAAGCCAAAUAUUCUUCUUGUAACUGAGGUAUGACAAGAAAGUUUUAGGGAUUAGAAAUUAUUUUUUAUAAAUUCAAAUAGCUACUUGUCAAGUACCUUUAAAUAAGAUUGUUUUACUUGUUACAUCAGCAGCUAUUUUUUACUAAUAACAACAAGCUCAGGUUUAAUGUUUGCAUGAAAUAUCUGGAAAUAAAAUAUUAUAUCUGUUUCAGUUUGAUGAGCAUGGAUCAUAUUAAAAAUCAAAAUCAGACAAAUACUGUGUAACAGUUUUUUCUUAGUGCAGGAAUUAUAUUAGAAUUCCUCUUGUUUGCAGUUUUUUUCCCUCCUAAAUUCAGAUUUGUAUUUAUAUAUAUUAAAAAAACAACUGAUUUUAUAUUACAUAUUAAAGUUUUUACAGUCUUUAUCUGCAGUUUUUUACUCCUGGCUCCCCUCUUUGGUUACCUUGGUGACCGCUACAACCGGAAGUACAUCAUGAUUGGUGGACUGUGUGUCUGGCUUGUGACCGCAGCAGGCAGCUCUUUGGUCACUGAGUCGGUAAGUGAGAAAUAGACAUGUUUACACACACUUACCCAGUAUGAAGACAAAAAAUGUCACUUCCUUCUGCCUGUAGUAAGACACUCUUCCUCUUUUUUUUUUAAACCCAACUGUGCUCUCACUAUAAAUGAAAAUUCCUUCCUGUGUCAUAAGAGACAUACUUUGUUCUGGUUACUUAUCCUUUGAAACAUGCAUAUACAGCAUAUGAUUAAGAAUAUACAAUAAGAGUUAAUGUUACUGCACAUUUUGUCAGUGAGCCCAAUGAAGACCCCCACCGCAGUGAAAAAAAAUUAACUCUACUAUUCCUUUUAGGGUAACAACCAAAAUAAAUGUGCAUCCAGAUAAAGUUUCCCUGGCAAUAACAAUGGAGGACUAUUUGUUAAACCUCACCUGUUGUCUUUUUCUCUUUAGUUCUUCUGGCUUCUGAUGCUGCUGCGAGCGAUGGUCGGGGUUGGAGAGGCCAGUUACUCCACUAUUGCUCCCACCAUCAUUGGGGACCUCUUCACUGGGGCUCAACGGAGCAUAGUGAUCUGUGUCUUCUACAUCUUUAUCCCUAUUGGAAGGUAAACCACACUAGUAAUGAUUAUUUCAUAUUUUGAUUAUACAAAAAAAUGCAGAUUUAUGGGGAUCUGUCUGAAGAAAUAGUUUGUAAAUGGUGCAUUAAAUGCUGGAAUAAGGAUUUGAGGGUCAACUGCAUUGAAAAAACAGGCGAUGACUCUGAACAACUAAACCAUGAAAAAUACAAUAUUUUACAAUUGCUCAAACAGGAAAUGUCAUUCUCAGAACCAAAUGGUUAAUGAUGUAAACUCAUGUACUGAUCACUCUUCUGGCUAAACCUUCAACACUUUCCUCCAGUCACAACACACUUUGCAGAUCUCAUUCACAGCUUUUGUAGACCCCUAAAUUCAAUCUUACAAACUAAAACAUGAUUCCAACAUAUCAAGUCACUGAUAUCACAGUGAAAAAAACAAGAUCCAACACUGCAAACAGUUGUUGCCAAUGAUCUAAUAACACCAACAUAAUCCAGUAUAGAGUGCAUGAUCUUUAAUCUGUCAUCAACAACAGAUGAAGACAAUCUGCAGCAGUAGCUCAGGAGGUUGAGUGGUUGUCCAAUAACUGGAAGGUUGGUGGUUCGACCCCCCCCACCCCACCCCCCCCACCCCACCCCCACCCCCCCAAUCCAUCCCUAUAGUCUGUCCGUUGUGUCCUUAGGCAAGACACCUAACCCACUUUGUUCCCAGUGAGUGUCAGAGAGAGGUGGUGUGUCUGUGUUUACCAUCUUUGCAGGGCGCUGCAUGUGUGUAUACUUUCCAUGAAGCAGACACACCACUAAUAGUAAUGAUGAUUUAAACCGAUGAGGGUCUGGUUUGAGUACUACAUUGUUGUGACUUGGUGCAGAAAAUCUUUGAAACACAGGUGGAGAUGACAGUGUGCAGAAGUAUGUUUUGACUGUCAUCUUCACUCCUAUGCAUCUGUCCAGCAGUGCAAAAGUUUAACCUUUGAACAUUUCUUUUGUUCAAUUGUAACUGUUACUGUCCAAUCUAGUGUAAUGAACUUUACUUACUUAUUAUUGUUUCAAAAAUAUUUAACUGUCUGUGCCGCUGAAGCAAUCCCUUGAUUGCUGUUAUGUUGUAUUUAAUGCCAGCUCUGUAGUGCUUUUGUUUCAUUAUUGCUGUGUGUAUGAUACAGUGAUGAAAAUGGUUUGAUAUGAUUGAGUAUAAAAUGGGGUUUUGUGUUCACAGUUAGCAGAAAAGUGUGAAUGGUUUCAAAGAAUGUGACUGAGCAAAGCUGUGAAUGGUAGCGAUCCACAUGUCCGACAUGAGUGUGUGUGUGAUUCUUUACAUUCUUUUGUUGACCUUGAUUUUGUCACAUUUUACAGUCAUCCCGAUUGUAUCACUCUGUACUUUCAGUGGUCUCGGUUACAUCACAGGAGCAGGGAUUGCCACCCUGACAGGAGAUUGGCGCUGGGCCCUCAGGGUGAGAACAUUUUCAAGGAUAUUCAAAGUGAAUGUCAGCUGAGAAUUUGCAUGUAUUUUCACUCUUGAUCAUGUUGUCAGAUCACUCCCAUCAUGGGUGUGCUGGGACUGGUGUUGCUGGUCUUCUUUUGCCCCAACCCUCCCAGGGGUGCUGCUGAAACCCAAGGAGGCAGAGUCACAGGGCAGAGCACUUACAUGGAGGAUAUCAAGUAUCUGCUGAAAAAGUAAGACAUUGAAACUAAACAUGGACUUACUCUAAGGCCAUGAGCAUAUAUAUGUAUGUAUAUAAAUAAAGAUAUGGAUAUAUAUUUGGAAUGAAUGAUUUCUGCACAACAAACUGCUUCUUUGUAUAGGUUUUAACCAUUAAACAGGUGGGUUAUAUUAAAUCCAACGUAUCUAGAUAAGACAGAAGGACUGGACAGGGGCAAUCAUCACAAAUGCUGGCAUGUUUAGUACACGCUUUAUAAGGAUUUAUUUACUGUUAUAUAGGUGGGUGACAUAUUCUGACUUUCUUUCUGACUCUCAAGCUUUGAAGUAAAUUUCUGAUUUCUUGCUAAAAUAAACUUUUUAUCACUUUGACUAACGUUUGCCUUGUUAGCAAAACAAAAGCGACUGUUUACGGUUAAUUAAUGCACCCCUCAUACAUGAAAAAUUAGGUUGUACAGUUUCAGUGGUGUAAUCAUCAUAGACAUCACACUUUCAUGCUUCCUUAGUGUUGGAGUGGAUGUUGAGCACUACAUAUCAAUAUUGUUAUUGUGCUAAAAAUUAGCAGCACAGUAAUACUGUGAGUUCAGAGGUGGUCCUUGAUGCUGGUUGCUUCACAUGAAAUACCAGGGAAGAGAUGGAGCAGCAGCAGACUGUCUGUGAACUAGCAUGAAUCAGCUCUCUAAGAGAUUAAUCAGCACUUUAAAAAACUGAAAAGUCAUGAUUUCUGGAGCUUGUGUCUCUUUGAGAUACUAUUGAAUCUCUAUAUUUUCAGACUGUUGGUCUGUUUCAAUUCAGUUGGGUAUCUCACUUACAGGAAUUAGCUUGUUCUCCAAAAUAAAAGCAUGCUUUUAAAAAUGGGAAAAAUAAAGGGACAAAAUUAACAAAACAAAAGCAUGCCAAGAAACAGUUGUACAACGUCUACUCUGAAAGAUGUCUUAGUUACACUGCCAGUGAUGUUGACAAAUCAUAGAUUUCAACAUAAUUAGAAACAGAUGACAACAUGUAAGUUAUCUGUGUUUAUUGACAAAUACCGUAGACUUUUAAUGUUUCUUAACAUAUACAUAUAUCAUGUUGUUUUACCCUUUUCUUGCCUGUCUCAGUUUUACCUACUGUGUAUGUGUUAAGUAUCACUUUCCCAUGAAUAUCACAAGAACAUUGCUCUUGUCAAUGCUGGUUAUAACAGCCCCAGUUUGAACUCCUGCUUCACAGCCCCCAUGGUUUUUCAGUGUAUAACAUUGAGCAUGAAUGAACCUUUUGUCAUCCUUAUUUGUACGAUCGUCACACAAAUUACAGAUAUGAAGGCAACUAAGGACUCAGGCCCCCUUAGGUGGUCUUCACUGUAAACGCUUGUUUUCUCUAUCAGGAUGGGGAAAUAAAAGGUUCAUUCUACAAUUAGCAGCAAAUCAUCCACUGAGUAAGAGUGUAAGCAAUGGCCAGUCUGGUCUUGUUUGUCACUGUUAACUUAUUUCAGUAACAUAUUUCGGUUAUGUAGACAGGAAGUGACUGUUUUGCCUCCAGCUAAGCCCCGCCCCUAAAUUUUUUUCCAUCCUGUUGAGGAUUUCUGAAAGGAUUUAUACAAAACCUGAUGGUGACAGCAGCUGAAACAAUGGCCUCCUAAGUUUAUUGUUCAGACUUUGACAUUCAAAUAGUUUACACUGAGUUAUUAAAGUUAAUGGAAUAAUGAAAUCAAAUUAACUUAUCUUCAUCUGUGUGUGUGUGUGUGUGUGUGCGUGUGUGUGUGUGUGUGUGUGUGUGUGUGUGUGUGUGUGUGUGUGUGUGCGUGUGCGUGUGUGUGUGUGUGUGUGUGUGUGCGUGCGUGCGUGUGUGACUCUAACACCAGUAAAAGUUAUGUGUGGUCAACACUGGGUGUGACAGCUACUGCCUUCCUCACUGGAGCCCUGGCUUUCUGGAUGCCCACUUAUCUGUCCAGAGCCCAGAUUGCCCAGAAACUCAGACUUCCAUGUGAGCAAGAGCCCUGCAAUGCCACAGACAGGUACUGCAUGACCUUUGACCUUUAGCAUGUUUUAUUUACCCAAUAUUCUUAAAUUCAUCUCAGAGUUUAACCGAGUUGUCUGCCUGUGCCCCUUGUUCAUUAUACAGUUAUAUCUUUGGAGCUGUGACGGUGGUGACGGGUAUUCUGGGAGGAUGUCUUGGCACUGGUAUGUCCAGAUGGUUCAGGGACAAGGUGCCAAAUGUUGACCCUAUCAUCUGUGCGGUGGGCCUGCUGGGAGCUGCCCCCUGCCUCUUUGUUGUCAUCUUUGUGGCAUCAACAAGCAUCCCCACAACUUACGUAAGAGGCAAACCUCUAUAUGAACUCUGGGUGUUUUAUGUACAGCUUUACACUGUCUGAUGGACCAACAUGGCCAUCAGAUAGUCUAACAUCUAACUCUCCAAAACUGUUGUGUUAUCGAAAUCUUAUGGUGUGAUAAAAGCAUAGUAACAAAUCCACAGCACAGUGUUUAUUGCAAAAGAAAAGUAAUAAAUUGAACAUAUUUGAGGGAGAUUAUGGUCCAAGUUCUUAAACAAAGGGGUCGUUUUCCAGGCACAUCAUCUUUCACAGAGAUUUCCAUUGAAAUUAAUUGAUUUCUGGAUAACUCGCCUCCAUACACAUAUGUAUGUAGAAGUGAGAUGUGAGUCUCUGGGAAGCUGAAGUCUUCGCUUUUUUUUGUAGAGAGAUGCUUGUCGAGUUUAACCAAUGUAUUGUUGUUUUGGUAAUUCUCAACUGCAAUGUGUUUACUAACCCUCCGAAUCCUUUGUUGUUGACCACAAAAAAAGCACCUGUCAGUAUUUGGCUUUCAAUUCAGUGACACAUCUUCAGAUUUUUUUUCUCCUAACAUCUUCUCAAAUCUUUACAGCGUGAUGAUUUCCUGAGUGGUUUUUCUUAAUACUCGUAUCCCCUCAUGUGUAGCUCCCCACAGUCCAAUGGUCCAGGCUGUUUUUGUUUGUCCAUCACUUUUUUCUUUUUCCUCAUUUCUUGCCUCUGCACAUCAAUUUUAAAAGCCGUUUGAAUAUCCACACUGUCUAAAAACUGUCUUUGAGGCCUUGGCUACCACUGGUAGUCAUUUUUGCUGAGGCAGCAGAGAGCAGAGGAUGAUGGUCUCUGUAGUGCCCUCUGCACAUCACUGAAACAAAACUACACUUUGGGCCAAGAGGACACUUUGAAUCAUUAGUCAUUUGUUCCUGUUUGUCUUGUCAAAAACAGAAGAUGAUUUAAUCUUAAUGUCCCUUUGCUUUUACUGUGUAUUACUGUAUUGUGUAUUGAGCUGUUGUUAUGAGUCUAUACAGAAUACAGUGAUAUAAGGGGGACAAGAAGGGAACUGCCAGCUAAUAAAAUGUCUUAGAAGGUUACACAGAGAAGUAACAGCAGUUCAUACUGGAGCAUGAUAAUCACUUAAAGCAUCGGCUAUCAUGCCCUAUUAUUAGAAUGCAAACAAGUAAAGAUGGCAGAUAAAGCUGGUAGCAUGGCACGCUCAAUUUUAUUGACACAGAACAUGAAGAUCAAGUUGUAUGUAGGCUGUGUUCAGUUAAACUGGCAUUUAAUCACUUGACUACAGCAAAGUGUGACCAGCACAAGAGCGUGAACCUCAACCAAUACGGAGCAAACUCCUUAUUUAGAUAAAGAAAUAAGACUUUGGGAUCCAGUGAUCAGCUAAAGGAAUAGAUCCACUCUAUUUUGAAUGCUUCCUUAACUCUACAUGAGUUAGAUGAAUAAAAUUUCAGUUUAAAGACAAAAAAGCUAUUUUAGAGCAUCCCUAGUUUUUACUCUGAUACUUAUCUACUUGUUUACUUUACUUGAUGUUGCUUAAAUGUCUCAUUUCAGGUAUUCAUUUUCUUAGGUGAAGUGCUGAUAUCUCUGAACUGGGCGGUCAUGGCCGACAUACUGCUGGUGAGUUUAACUGAAGCUCCUGUGAUUCACCGUGAAACUAUUUUUUAAAGCCUGGUGAACAAGUGGUCUUUGUUUUUUGUGUGUGUUUCAGUAUGUUGUUGUGCCAACCAGACGGUCCACCGCUGAAGCUCUUCAGAUUACAGUCGGUCAUCUUCUCGGUGAUGCAGGGAGUCCUUACCUCGUAGGAGCGGUGAGAAAUUAUAUGAUGCUAAAAAGGGAUUUGUUCCUCUGGCUUAACUGAACUGGACUGGACUUUCAAAAUACAAGUCAACAUAUUAGUCCAAUUGAGACAACUUGAAACAAAGACACAAGACGAAUGAGGACAGAAAGGAACGAAGGCUCAGCUUAAAUACACACAGGGAGUGGAGAUAACGAGACACAGGUGGACCACAUUAGGGCAAUUAGGGAGCAGAGGCACAAGGCCAGGAAGUCAAGAGACCUAAAACAAGAGACACAGGUAAGUUUCAAAAUAAAACAGGAACGACAAAAGAAGAAACACGAGGAAGGGUAAAUAAAUUAACUAAACCAAAGCCAUGACAUUACUUCGCUCUAUUGUACACAAAUGUGCAGAAAAACUGCAGAAAAAAUUUGUAAAGAAGUCAAUGGGACAAGCCAAAUAAAAGGGCAAUUAGAGUUUUUCAAACAUAGUUCUCUGGGAUAGUAUCACCUACAGACUCCAUUUAAACUUCAAAACCAAACACAAGUCUUGUCUAUUGGUGAAUUAAUCCAUGUUUCAAUAGGUAUUGUAGUUUUUGAUCACUCACUGUUCAAUGACUAUGAUCAUUUUGGGAGAAAUUUUGAGAUUAUAAUUGGUGUGUAUAGCAUGGAGUCUUCAUGCCAGAGUGGGUGACAUCUUUGGCUAGAGUGAGAGAAGUUGCAGAAAAUCGCCUAAAACUUUCUCUUUCCACACUCCUCCUUGCCAGAAAUCACACUCCACAUGCAUGUAUUUUUUCCCACAGUUAGACACACUUGUUCUGUCUCUAAAGAUGUGUUCAUCUAAGCAAAGAGACAUACUCUGCUCCUCAUUGAUGCUAGUACAAAGUUUUUUCUGAGAGAAAUAGAAGGGACUCCUGUUUAAUAUCUACUUAACUUUGCAUGUAAAAAUGUAUACUGAUCUAAGCGUUAUCGUGUUUUUACACCCCAUCUUUAGGUUUCUGAUGCUAUUAGCAGAUCUAAACCUACAAGUCCCACCUGGAGCUUCCGCAGUCUGCAGUACAGCCUGCUGGUCUGUCCAUUUGUUGGAGCUCUAGGUGGACUGUUUUUCUUCAUGGCUGCUCUUUACAUCAACGAGGACAGGAAGGCCGCUCAAAGACUGGUUGAAGGUAUAGAAAUUGAUAGAUACACUCCUUUUAGUUCACUGUAUUUUUAACCAAAUGAGAAAGAUUCGAGUUCUAGUGCUGCAUGCCAAAAUCAAAAAAAUCUGAGAGUUUUGAAUUUUAACUAUUUGGUGUGGGUUUUUAAAUUGAGGACACACUGGUGCAUCAUUAAGUCCUCCUCAUGAUGUUCAUAAUGCUGGUGUGUGCAUCCUUGCCUGAAUAAUAGCUCUUUAUUUAAGUAUCUUACUACAACAGUCCCUCUGCAGUUUAGUUUAAUUCUUCAUUAUCUGCAGACAUGCUCUGGAAACACAGCAGCUCUUUCUGGGGUCUCUGAGGCAGAUAAGGGAAACCUCUAAUAAAGACAACGUGGUUUAUUGUUUGACCCCAUUUCUCUUAAAACUGUUGGAUUGUUAAUUGGUGUGUGAGACGGCUACACUAGACCAUUCAUUGCAUGAAAGUAUAACUAUACCAAAUACACUCCAGAUUUUUUAUGCCCUUUUCGUUGAUGGGCCCUAAAAAUGAUGGCACUUUGUUGGUUUCAUUAAGUUUAUUCCACUUAUCCUUGACAAAAAUGUACUUUUGAAUAUUUCUUAUUUUCUUAUUCCAUGCUUUGACAUAAAGAUUCAAACAUGUUUCUUUGUUUGUGUUUGUUUGAGCAGAAGACUCUUCACCACAGCAGGGUCCUUCAUCAGAACCGUCUGUGGAGCUGAGCACACAUAACAAAUGAGUGUUGAAGUUUGUCAUGUAAAUUAUUUAUGUAUAAAUGUUUAAAGUUAAAUUAAGAACUACUGCUGUUGUUCUUGGUGACUUAGAAAUAGAGGUUUUUUGACAUUGCAGGGAGAAAAUCAAGGCGGAUACAAAGACACCUCUACCAUUAAGCGCCUUCAUUAAACAUGUUCAUAUCUAUACUGAGGAGAGAAAAAGCAUUAAACCAGCAGUCUUUGCACAAGCUAGGGAUCAGAAAUGUCUCUCAAAGAACACAUAUGUCUGUACAAACAGUUGUCUCCUUCAGUCAGAGCUGUAAAAAUGAAGUGCACAGUAAAAACAAAUACUAAUGUUCACAUUUCCAGACAAGAAAGACGAUGUUCAGAACCUUUUUUUUUUUUUUUUAUGUGCAGUAGUAUUAUUUUAAAUCUGAGGCAUUAUGUGUAUAUAGAAUAAAAGUCAAAGCUAUUUCUGACUGAAACUGUUUUUUGAUUGUUACAAUAAAGUUAUUAGUAAAAAUAA
This is a messenger RNA of Xyrichtys novacula (pearly razorfish), 17468 nucleotides long. The record is from the annotation of a GenBank genome assembly. Lineage: Eukaryota; Metazoa; Chordata; Actinopteri; Labriformes; Labridae.